Molecule: messenger RNA, 804 nt
Organism: Penicillium griseofulvum
Lineage: Eukaryota; Fungi; Ascomycota; Eurotiomycetes; Eurotiales; Aspergillaceae
Product: Glucose/ribitol dehydrogenase
Exons: 1
Coding region: 1-804 (267 amino acids)
Molecular function (GO): oxidoreductase activity
Source: RefSeq, a predicted model, not a curated record
AUGACCGGCCAGGCAGGAAAAUACGUAGGCCGCUUAAGCGACAAAAUAGUGCUCAUCGUGGGAGGGACUUCAGGAAUUGGUUACGCCGUCGCAGAGGCCGCACUGGAACACAAUGCCAUUGUGAUUGUGACCGGAUCCAACCCAGUCAAACUGGAGCAGGCCGUAUCCAGACUCAAACUCUCAUAUCCAUCGCAAAGCUCCAAAACGCGACUAAGAGGAAUUACCAUUGAUCUUGCCGACGCCGAAAACAUGGAGGAAAAUGUGCAAUCAGUGCUGCGAUUCUCAGCCAACGGGGCGAAGAUAAACCAUGUUAUUAUCACCGCCGCAGAUAUGAUGCCUCCUCCGCCGCCGCUGGCCGAAAUCACUGUUCACAGUGUCGAGCGAUCGGGCCGCAUUCGGUAUACGGCGCCUCUGAUAUUCGCCAAAUACCUGCCCCAGUUCAUGGAUCGAGCUUCGGAAAAUUCUCUCACUCUUACGAGCGGUGCCCACGGGCACAAGCCUGAUCCUGGUUGGUCCGCCAUUAUUGGAUACCUUGGAGCAGUGGAGACGAUGAUGAAGGGAUUGGCCGUCGAUUUGAAGCCUCUCCGCGUGAACGUCGUCUCUCCAGGGGCGGUUAUGACGGAGGUCGUACGGGAAAUGCUAGGUCCGCACUACGAUAUGGCUAUUCAAAUGGCGAAAGAAAAGUCCUUGGUGGGUGGUGCUGGCACCCCAGAGAGUGUAGCACAGGCGUAUCUGUAUCUUAUGAAGGACCAAUUCGUCACCGGAACCGUGUUGGAGAGCAAUGGGGGCUUGAUGUUGGUUUGA